AUGUCAUUUUCUUCUACAUCUUCCACUGUCAGUGAAAAUCCUAACAACACUUUAGGAUAUCUUUCACCCUCCAACCAUGUUAACUCCAACUCUAAAAUCUUUUCCGUUGAAGGCAAUAUAGGAAGUGGUAAAUCAACCCUCCUUCGUUUAAUUCAAAGUUUAGUAGAAGACACCUAAGUUGUAAGAGAACCAGUCAACAAUUGGUAGGCAAUUGAUGGUAAUCCUCAAUUAAACUUACUUGAUGCAUUUUACUAAAAUCCUCACCGUUGGGGAUAUACUUUCUAAGUAUACGCAUACUUUUCACGCCUAAAAUAAUGGCAUGAAAUCCGUAGAGAAAAGCCUUUUGUUGUCUGUGAAAGAAGUGUAUUGAGUGAUAAAUUUAUAUUUGCUUUAAACGGACACAAAGCUGGUUUCUUUAACGAACUCGAAUGGGCUCUUUAUAAUGAUUAUUUUAACUUUUUAGUUGAUAAAUUCCAUGCAAACUAAAUGGAUGGUAUCAUUUACCUUCAUGUUCAACCUGAAAUUUGCUACAAGCGUCUUUAAAAGAGAGCUAGAGAUGAAGAAAAGGAUUCAAUUUCACUCGAAUACUUAAAGGAUAUUCACUAACGCCAUGAAGAUUGGUUGAUUACUUCAAAAGAAUGUUUAUAAGAAAAAAUCCCUAUCCUCGUUAUAGAUGGUAACACAGAGUUUGAAUAAGAUGGUCCUAAACAAAGGGAAAUAAUAUCACAAAUUACUCGUUUCUUACAAUAAAAUAAAUCCAAAAAUACUGUUUGA
Molecule: messenger RNA, 774 nt
Organism: Tetrahymena thermophila SB210
Lineage: Eukaryota; Ciliophora; Oligohymenophorea; Hymenostomatida; Tetrahymenidae
Product: deoxynucleoside kinase
Exons: 1
Biological process (GO): nucleobase-containing compound metabolic process
Cellular component (GO): cytoplasm
Molecular function (GO): ATP binding; deoxynucleoside kinase activity
Source: RefSeq, a predicted model, not a curated record